CCACUCCACUGACAGUGUUUGACAGGUAACGAAGGGAACAAAAAAAACAAACACAAAUUCGCUCAUCCCGCAGAGCUCGCUCGUACGGAAACUCGUCGUCGUCCCGUUCGCAUUGUUACAAAAACGUCCUCGAACACAAAAGUAGCAAAUUACCGAAGCGAUGCAGCGGCUUUAGUGUAGUUUUUUGUUGCUGUGCGUGUUUACUUGUGUUAACCGUUUGUGCAACAGCCGCCCAGAGCAAAGCCAGCCGACAAGAGCCAGUUUUCUCCACCACCCAAAAACACAACGACGACGACGGUGCAUUAUUCAAUCUCGCGAGCAAAAGUGACCUUUCGGUCCGUCGGUCCAGAAAGCGCCCGCCCUACUCCUUCUUCACUCCACCCGCACCUGCACCCCAGCUAUCCGCCCGUUAGCCCCGCAAAACGAUGAGCGUGGUGGGCAAGAAGCUCAGCUCGUCGAUCGCCGCCCAGGAUGCCCAGGAAGGAUCCGGGGCGGCAACGGGGACCCCGUCGGGAACCCCGUCCACAGGCGCGACCGGCCCGACCAGCCCGAUCACGCCAGACUACGUGCUGCAGCUGAACAAAAUCACCGACGACUACCUCUGCACGCCCGAUGCGAACAUUUACGAGAUCGAUUUUACCCGCUUCAAGAUACGGGACCUCGAGUCCGGUGCGGUCCUGUUCGAGAUCGCGAAACCAUCGCUCAGCGACAUCACCCACACGGCGGCCGGUAGUGACAGUAGUAAGCCGAGCAAGGAGCCGGGUGCGGCCAGCGAGGAAGCGAGUAGUGGGGCACCGUCCGCUACCACCGGAGAACGGGGCCCGGAGGAGGCGGAGGAAACGUUCGAACCGAAUGCUGGCCGCUACGUGCGAUACCAAUUUACACCGCAAUUUCUCAAACUAAAAACCGUUGGUGCUACUGUCGAGUUUACCGUUGGCAGCAAGAGCGUGAAAAACUUUCGCAUGAUCGAGCGGCACUUCUUCAAGGAUCGGUUGCUGAAAACGUUCGACUUUGAGUUUGGCUACUGUAUUCCCUUUUCUAAAAAUACGUGCGAACACAUCUACGAGUUCCCCACUAUCCCGCCGGAUCUAGUGAACGAAAUGAUUCAGCAUCCCUUCGAAACGCGCUCGGAUAGUUUCUACUUCGUCGACGGUUGCCUGGUGAUGCACAACAAGGCCGACUACGCUUACAAUGGGGGGCUGUGAGCAGGGCAUGAGACGCCGACGGUGGUGUUUUUUUCCCGUGUAUGUGUUUGUGUAUGUGUGCAUUGAAUUUUGGUAAUAAUUUUGCCUCGCGAUCUUUUCGCGCGAUCGUACGAAGCAAGGGCGCGGUUUUACGUGUGCGCGUUUUUGUGUGUGUCUUUUGUAUGUACGUGAAUGUACGUGUGCCGGUAAUGGAUUUCUCAUUCGUGUACAGACCCACACACACACACAAACCGGGCCACUACAUUACGCAGCAAAAACGAGGGAAACGCGAGGAUACGCGCCACCACUGCACGCGGUUCUUGUUCUAGAAAUCUCCCCCAAAACGAUCGAUGAUGCUGCUGCGACCAGAUGUGGCGGUACCCCGCCCGGAGUGGAAGGUGAAUCAAGCUGCAAGAAAGUGACCAAAGAGGCCGAACGGGGGACGGGGCGAAGUUAAAUGAUAAACAAACAUCAGCAACCCUCAGGCGUGGCCGCAGUACGGUAAACACGAGAGCAAGAGAGAAAAAAAGAAACAAAACAGGUACGUUAUAUAUAAACAUUAUUCUAUAAUGCAGAUCAGCAAGAGAAAAAAGUAGAAAAA
Molecule: messenger RNA, 1785 nt
Organism: Anopheles gambiae (African malaria mosquito)
Lineage: Eukaryota; Metazoa; Arthropoda; Insecta; Diptera; Culicidae
Gene: unc-119
Product: protein unc-119 homolog
Exons: 3
Coding region: 426-1205 (259 amino acids)
Biological process (GO): nervous system development; cilium assembly; lipoprotein transport
Cellular component (GO): cilium
Molecular function (GO): lipid binding
Source: RefSeq, a predicted model, not a curated record